Molecule: messenger RNA, 729 nt
Organism: Schistocerca piceifrons (Central American locust)
Lineage: Eukaryota; Metazoa; Arthropoda; Insecta; Orthoptera; Acrididae
Product: pre-mRNA-splicing factor 38B-like
Exons: 3
Coding region: 79-729 (216 amino acids)
Cellular component (GO): precatalytic spliceosome
Source: RefSeq, a predicted model, not a curated record
CACGAUUCCAGUCUGGGAACACAUAUACGACAGAGGUGCAGUAACAGCUCUACUUCUUUUCACUGAAGAUUAUUGAAUAUGGAUGGUCAGCAAGUGUGUAAUGAUUCGAAGCUGUACAAAAAAUCCACAACGAAAGAAGAGAAGAAAAACAACGUAUUGCAACUGUGGGGAAACGAACGUACAAUGAAUUUAAACCCACUCAUCUUGGAAAACAUACGAACUUCGUAUUACUUUAAAGUGAAUCUUCGCAAGUUGAAAACGUACCACGAAGUCGUCGAUGAAAUUUAUUACAGAGUUGGUCAUCUAGAACCAUGGGAAAAAGGAAGCCGAAACACAACUGGGUUAACGGCACUGUGUGGAGGUGUUAGAGGGGUUGGUGCGGGAGGGAUUGUAUCAUCAGCCUACUGCUUACUGUAUAAAAUGUUUACGUUAAAAAUGACUCGAAAACAGGUCAAUGGUUUGAUUACUCACCCUGAUUCCCCUUACAUUAGAGGUUUAGGUUUUAUGUAUAUCAGAUACACACAGCCUCCACAAGACUUAUGGGAAUGGUUCGAGCCAUUUUUAAACGACAAAGAAGAAAUUGAUGUAAAGGCAGGAGGGGGCCACGUCAUGACAAUAGGAGAUAUGUUAAAAAGAUUUCUGACAAAACUGCAAUGGUUUUCCACAUUCUUUCCACGAAUUCCGCAGCCAAUACAACAGACGAUCGAUAGGAAAUUACCGCUGCCAUGA